UGGGCAUAAAAGUGGGUGAGGCUCUAGUUCAGAGAAAGCAGAUCAUGGCCAUAAUGGCAGACUACCUGUACAUGCUAAUGAGGGAUGUGUAUGGAGAGAAGGCUCCAGUGAAGAUCAUGUCUGUCAGUAUAGGCAGUCCAAAACCUGUUCAAGUGUUACGAGGUGAACUGCUUGCUCUAAUUUACCAUAGAGAAUUGGCACAGCGCUAUGAAGGAAGACCACCUCACAACUUUCGCUCAACAAAAGACACCAGUGUCACACUGUAUUGUGGUGAAGACGAUCAGUUCGAUCAUGUGUCUCCACUGAAUGGCAUAGAUCUACAGCUUUUGAAAGCUAUUGAGAACCCUUCCGAUCGAUUUGCUGUGUUCUCUGAGGACUAUAAGCUGGAAUGGGGUGGCAAGCUGAAGAUAGGUGACCAGGUCUAUGUGAGGCUCCCCACACCUGCACCUACCUGGUCUGCUGGUGUAGUGAGAUAUGUUGGACCUGUGUCAUCAUUACCAGGGAGGAACUUUGGAGUGGAGAUUACAGACUCUCGUUACCUUGGAAAAGGCAGCAGUGAUGGUUUCUUUGGGAGAUACAGAUAUUUUGACUGUGAUCAAGACUACGGUCUCUUUGCGUCUCUGGAUAAGCUUGCUGCUAAACCACCUCACCAAGUGCCCCAUGGUUCCACACGUCAGCAGCUAAAGAGCUCUUCUCCAUCAGGGGUCAACUCUUCUACCCACGGGUCACCUACCGAUAAGCUCCCUACACGUAUGUUCAAGAUCAACGAUCGUGUGGUGGUCUACAACAAGAAGAAAGAACCCAUGGGUGGAACUGUUCGCUGGAUUGGCAGGAAUUUACAGACUAGAACACUGGAUACCAACCAUAUCGGCAUUGAAACAGACUCAAUUGCUGUCACUAAUUUCUUCCCUAAAGCACUGACAGCAAUAAAUCGCUUGUUUAAGGCUAAAUCUGGUCAUCGUUUAGUGGUCCCUGAGCACUUUGUGUUUAGAGAAGUGUUUAGAGAAGAGUUGGCCAACACUCGAGAUGUUGACCUUUCAGACCCAGCAGCUGUUGCACGUGAGGAAGGCUUGAGUAAGGGACAGUUUAUGGCAGAGCAGAAGAAAGCUUUGAAGGAUGCUGAAGAGGCUAAAAGAAAGGAGAACAGAAAGAAAACUGCAAAUGUACAACCUAAUAUGAAACGAGUGACGAAUCAUACCCCACCACAAAACACUGGGGAUGCAGACUAUGUUAACAUUGAAGCAGUAGAGCAGAGUCAACAAAACGACCAACCGAAUCAACCAUCUCAGUUAAACGAUUACGAUUCCUCGAGAAGCUCCAACCCCUACAACCUGGCAGUGGGUUCAACUGUUCAAGUGGCAACUAUAAAUCCCAAUGAGCCACCACACUAUGGAGUGAUCAGGUGGACUGGCAGAGUAGCUGGAGUGGAUGGUCAGGUGGCAGGGAUUGAACUAGAGGACUACAUGGACGGAUGUACUGAUGGAACCUUCAAAACCACAGGAGAGAAGUAUUUCACCUGUACCUUUGGUCAUGGACUGUAUUUCCCACUGGCUAGCCUCUGUCCUGACGAAAGGUUUGGACUACAAGCUGGACACGCUGCAUCAUCAGUAGGGAAUCCUAUACAAGUCCCAAUGGAGGAGAAAACAGACCAAUUCAUUAAUGAGCAAAUGUUGAGAUACAUUGGAAACAGUCGUGGUAUCCAGGGUCACCAGAACUCCUGCUACCUGGACUCUACCAUCUUUGGUCUGUUUGCCCUCAGUGAUGUCUUUGACACCAUCUUCCUGGACCCAGACAAAUCCAAUAUCACCAGCGAUCAGAACAGGAAACGUGUUGCCCACCUACUGUGGAAGGGAAUCGUCAAUCCUCUCAGAAAGAAUGGUGUGGUGAGGUUUGAGUCAGUGAUGAUGAUGAGAAAUGCUCUGGAAGAACUCGGGAAGAUGGAGGGAAUCACUGAGAAGGAGAAAGAUCCUGAGGAGUUUCUGAACAUGCUCUUCAAGCACAUGCUACACACUAAGGCAUUCAUCUCCAUCAGACGUCCGUUUGGUGUGGAGCAAGAGUUCUUUGUUCAGCUAUUUAUGGAGCACGACCCAAACCUCAGACUACCCACUGUAGGAGACCUACUCAGAAAAAUGUUCCUAGAGCAGCACAUCUCAUUCACAAAGGUUCCCUCAAAGCUUCUGCUUCAAGUUCCUCGGUUUGGAAGAGAGUUCCAAACAUACAAGAGGAUUGUUCCAGAGCUGAAACUGGACAUCAGAGAGUUGACUGACACCUACAAAAAAUCUCCAGCUCCACCCUGCCAUUCAUGUGGGGAGGAGUCAACUAUCCAGUGUGAUAGUUGUGGUCCUCUCAGUCAGCAGCAGUUCACCCACUACUGUCAGCGCUGCUCUGACCUCUUCCAUCACAACCCCUCUUACAAGGACAGAGCUAAUCAUAGGCUAACUGUUGCCGUUGUUCCUGCUACUCCAGCUGAUGAUCCUGGUCUGGCACAGUUGGACCUCCUCUCUGUAAUCUGCAUUGAGACCAGUCACUACGUCUGCUUCACUAGAGACCCAAGGGAUGAGAUUCAGAAGAAGUGGAUCUUCUUUGACAGCAUGGCAGAUAAGCAAUUUAACACAUACAACAUUCCACGUGUGACUGACUGCACUCGUGAGCUGAAUGAGUGGGUGUAUGAGGGAGACCAGGACAGGUUGAUCAACACACCACCAAGAGAGCUACCAGAGUUGGUCCGACGGUUCACUCAAGACAUCUACAUGUGUGUCUAUGUUCAGCCUGAUGUCGCCAUGUAUGGAGACGGUGGUGAAGAGGAUCAUCAACCACAUUCAGUCAGAGAGCCUUACUCAAUUAUCACUGAAUUGUCCAAGCUUAUGGAGAGCAAAGAUGACAUCGUUGAGGAGCUCAAGCAAGAAAUCACUUCUCUUAAGGCCAAGAAUAGAAGUCUUCAACAGAGAAUAGAAACCAAUCAGGCCGAGCAGUCUCAACAUAUCCAACUAUUGGAAGCUGAAAAGCAACAGUUGUUACAACGAUACAAUGAGCGAGAACGUAUCACCUCUCAAGAAAUGGCCGAGAAAGAAGAGCAAAUACAACAACAAAAGCAAAAUUCAGAUAAUGAAAAGCACCAACUGGAAAGACAGAAGCAACACCUUGAAGCUCAAUCACAGUGCUACCAACAGCAGGCUCAGGACAUGCAACAAAGGCUAGAGGUGGCAGAAAGCUCAAAGUUUUCUGAACUCCAAAUUCCGCGACUAGACCAAGACUCGUGGAAUGUACGAAGACAAGAGGUUGUGUUGCAAGACAACCUAGGACAUGGUGCUUGGGGAUCAGUGUGUCGAGGGUUGUUCCGUGGUCAGCAAGUAGCAGUAAAGUGUGCACACACAAAAAUACUCCACAAAAACACGAUUGACCUGCUCAAAAGAGAGAUUCGAAUCAUGGCUCAUGUUCAACACCCCAACCUGGUGCGACUGAUUGCUGCUGUAGUGGACGCUGGUGUGGAGAGAGGUACUGACUCACCUCUGCUUGUUCUGGAGUUUCUUGACACAGACCUUCGAUCUGCGUAUGAAAGGAAAAUUGUUAAUUUCCAAAAGGAUGCUUUGUUAUCGAUAUUUCGAGAGGUGGCUUAUGCCCUCCACUACCUCCACGAGCAUCAAGAGCCCAUCAUCCACCGUGAUGUGAGUGCUCCCAAUGUCCUCCUCCAGCAAAUACACCCAGGAGUUUGGAAGGCAAAACUAUCCGACUUUGGAUCAGCCAAUCUGGCUAAAAGCUGCAAGACAGCAGCUCCUGGUGCUAUUGUGUAUGCUGCCCCCGAAACCUUCCCACCAUCUAAUCUGGACGAUCCCCUUCCGAAACAAACUACAAAGAUUGAUGUGUACAGUUACGGCUACCUCCUAGCUGAGGCCAUUGCCAAGGAGAUGCCUUCCCCUGAGAACAGAAGAGCAAUACUAUUACGUAUCAAGAGUGAGUGGGAACAAGUGUACGAUAUCAUAGCAGCUUGCGUCGAGAGCCAACCAGACAAUAGACUAUCAAUGACCCAAGCACUUGAAAAACUCAAUAAGCUGCCGUCUCAGUAACUAUUAAUGCAUAUUUACAUGUUACCAAGUGCUAGAUCUGAUAUUUUGUGUGAUUUUUUUGUUUGAUGUAUAAAUUAAUUGUUAUGAUGAUCA
Messenger RNA from Halichondria panicea, 4157 nucleotides. RefSeq lists its product as uncharacterized. Gene Ontology annotation, cellular component: cytosol. Gene Ontology annotation, biological process: protein phosphorylation; protein K63-linked deubiquitination. Lineage: Eukaryota; Metazoa; Porifera; Demospongiae; Suberitida; Halichondriidae. Gene Ontology annotation, molecular function: ATP binding; cysteine-type deubiquitinase activity; protein kinase activity. The coding region runs from base 45 to 4064 and encodes 1339 amino acids. The record is from RefSeq and is a predicted model, not a curated record. The transcript has 12 exons.